AUGUUGGGAUCCGCAAAAUCCUACUUCUUCCAGAAGGCUGCGAACAGUACUUUCCAGUACGCGAAAGAGAACCCUGGAGCUGCGGCAGCUAUGGGAGCAGCCGGUAUCAUGGUAGCCGCGCCAGCUGCUGCGAUUGCUGGCUUUGGGGCGAACGGAAUAGCUGCAGGAUCUGUGGCUGCAGGCGUGCACGCCGGAAUCGGCAAUGUCGCGGCACAAAGCAGUUUUGCAAUACUACAAAGCUAUGGGAUGGCUGGGUAUGGAGUUCCUGUCGUUCACGGUAUCGUCCAGGCUGCUGGUGCAGUGAUGGGCGCUGGAACAGCUUACUCUGGAACAAAAGGGGAUACGAAGUGUGACGAAAAGAAGUCCUCAGAUGGUAGCAAGAAGGUGGAAGUGUUCAACACUGUAUACACGGCUACUUCAUCAGAGAUUGGUGCCACUUCAAAUGGUUCUUUUGGUCUCACUCUCAAAUCCGUUCCUCCCGGCUAG
Messenger RNA from Fusarium poae, 486 nucleotides. RefSeq lists its product as uncharacterized. The record is from RefSeq and is a predicted model, not a curated record. NCBI's taxonomy places the organism in Eukaryota, Fungi, Ascomycota, Sordariomycetes, Hypocreales, Nectriaceae. The coding region runs from base 1 to 486 and encodes 161 amino acids. Gene Ontology annotation, cellular component: membrane. The transcript has 4 exons.